Penicillium mononematosum is the source of this 450-nucleotide messenger RNA. RefSeq lists its product as uncharacterized. The record is from RefSeq and is a predicted model, not a curated record. The transcript is spliced from 2 exons. NCBI's taxonomy places the organism in Eukaryota, Fungi, Ascomycota, Eurotiomycetes, Eurotiales, Aspergillaceae. Bases 1 to 450 code for a protein of 149 amino acids.
AUGUCUUCAUUCACUCAGCCGACGCCAGUAGUUGCCUGCGGGAGAAUACCCGCGAUGGGGAAAUCAAUCUCCCAGAACCUGCUGCCUGAAUAUGAAGUUAUCCACUUCAUCCUGUCAUAUGAGGCUGCAGAGGCUGAGCUCCCGCAUCUGCUUGCAGGUCGCGAUCCUCAGUCUCGGAGCCCCAAUGAGAUCGGAACCCACGAUUACAGCCGGCCUCCUCGCGCGGUAAUCUUCGGUCGCGGCUAUGAGCCUCAGCAGGUUGAAGAGCUUAAGAAGAAAUUCGCGGGUGUUACUAAUGAACCUGUUGCUUGGGUGAGGGGGAACCCAGCGGAUUUGCCUGCCGGGGCCGCUGGGCCUGACUAUGCUCAGAAUAUCGCGGCGGAGAUGAAGAAGGUGCUUAAAAAAUGGAGGGACGGGGGAGGAAAAGAUGAGGAGAUUUUGGUGUACUAG